Messenger RNA from Bicyclus anynana (squinting bush brown), 17073 nucleotides. RefSeq lists its product as uncharacterized. The record is from RefSeq and is a predicted model, not a curated record. The transcript is spliced from 12 exons. Gene Ontology annotation, cellular component: nucleus; cytosol. Gene Ontology annotation, molecular function: cysteine-type deubiquitinase activity; cysteine-type endopeptidase activity. The coding region runs from base 383 to 3502 and encodes 1039 amino acids. Gene Ontology annotation, biological process: protein deubiquitination; DNA damage response, signal transduction by p53 class mediator; regulation of autophagy. Lineage: Eukaryota; Metazoa; Arthropoda; Insecta; Lepidoptera; Nymphalidae.
CAUCCUGUUAUGUGUUGGUGAGUGCAUGGCCUCGACGUUGAUCCCGUUCCAAGAUUUUUAUUCCCCAACGUCGCAGUCUUUACAUAUGUAAUAUUUAAGACAAUAUUAUUCGUAAUGGUGUUCUGUAAAAGGCCAUGGAUUUGAUGAAAACGAAAUUGUGUGCACGUGGGAGGAAUAUGAGUUCCUAGACUUGUCAGAUGUGAAAGAAGCGGAACUGAGCAGUUUGCAGUGCGCGCUCUUCAAGAAACAGCCAGACACCGUGUCCACCGCGAUUGUCGGUUGGACCGAUCCUUCUGUAGAUAUCUCAUCUUGUUCAUCGAGCACGGCGGGCCCACCGACCGUGUCCAGCAGCCUGGACAGCCUGUCCGGCGGCGAGUGCGAGAUGGCGCCCCACUCGCCGCAGCGCGCCGGCCCCCCGCACGCGCCGCACCCGCCGCCCUACGCGCAGCCCCCCGCCUACCCGCCGCCGCCGCCGCACCAGUGGCCCGUCGGCCCGCCCAACGUCUAUGUGAGCCAGGUCACAGCCAAUGUCAACGUGCACGGCUACAUGGGCCAGUACUACCAGCCACCUCAGCCGCAGUACGUGCCGCCGCCGCCUCCACAAGUGGAACGACCACACAGAAACCACAGGAAGGAUCGUCGCAGCAAACGUGUACCAUCCCCACCUCCACCCCAACCUCCCCCUUACUAUGUUCCUUAUUCACAGUAUUACCCGGCCGCUCAGGCACAAGGAGCUCCGUUGUACCAUCUCCCAAUGUACCAGCCUCUAGUCUAUGGACCAUACACGUACCCACCUUACUAUCAAGAAUAUCCCAUACCGGUUGAGGGUGAGGGUGAUAAAGGCCCAGAUGAGUAUCAACAAGAAGUUGUAAUGGAACAGGAAGCGGUGGACGCUUAUUACGCGGGCGCGCACUAUAUAACUUCUCCGUACGCGCCCCCCGUUGAAGGGGGUGCGGAGUACAUGCCCCCUAUGUACAUGCCCCCACCGCACCACCCAGCACCGAUGCCCAUGCACCAACAACCUCAGCAUCAACCGACCCCACACCAGUUCAACGUACACGCAAAGAACUUUGUCCUCGGCCAACAUCACAGUAAAAACUUCACACCUGACAAGAGUCAAGAACAAAAACCUGUAACGGCUAGCACAUCUGCACCAACAACAAGUACAGUUGAAACACUUCCAAUCAAAGAUCUUAAAAUUAGCAAAGGACCAAGCAGUCCCAAACAUGAGCAGCGACCAGCCGAAGCACCCAAACCGGUGCAAGUUGAAAAAACAUCACCAACACUCAAAACAGAUCCCACAAAACCCACAUGGACUCCUGAGAAACCUCAGGAAGUCAGUCAAGUUCAAACUGUGACGAAAAAUUUCACUCCACCGACUGCCACACCUGUACAAGCAGCGGUUAAAGUACCUCCGGUACCUGCUAAAGCACUGAAAGGACCUACUGCCCCAUUCUCGACAGGCAAACAGCCACCCAAAGCUCCUGUGCCGACAGCUGUGCCGGUACAACAAUCUGUGUCCACACCAAAAGCACCAUUCGGGAACAGGCAAAAGCGUGAAGGAAACGUCAACCGAUCACCAUCAAAUGACACUGAGAUAGAGAAAGUAGCGCCAAUUGAGCAUGUAAAACGGGAACCUCCAUUGCCACCGAGCAAAGCCCCUAUGCCAAUUUCCAUAACACUCCACGCUCAAGGCCCACCAGUCAUAGUUACGAAUAAAUCUCCAUUCAGCCAUUCACGGAAAUCUGUGCCAGUGGUCGAGCCUCCACCGGUGCCUCAGUUACCUCCACCUGCGCCCACAGCAUCAGAUUUUCCACCACCUCCGACUCCGAGGAACAGGGGAGAGCCAGUACCCACUCCGGUUGUGCAACCUCAGCCGGCUCCAGGGAAAUCAUGGGCGAGUCUUUUCUCCAACAAGCCAUCGAGUGUCACUACUCCAAUAACAACACCAGCCCCUGCACCAGUCGAAGAACCGCCGAGUCCUACAACUCUGACUCCACCGGUGGCUACAAAUGUGCCGAAACCUGUAGCCAAAGUACUCCCUUUUGAUGCUUCUCCGCUACAAACCACCGUGGACAAAGGUUCCCCUACUCCUAGGCCAGUUGCAGCUGCACCGACUAUAUCUUAUUCGGAGAAGACUUCAGUGAAUGCUGUGAGCAAUGUCACCUCCACACCCCCUGUUAAGCCUUUUGCACCGGCUGCUAUGGAAGUUCGUGAUGUGCCAGUACAGAAGGAAAGCUCGCCUGCCCUUCCGAUUCAGCCUUCGCCGUUCAGUGAUGACCCUAAUUCCUAUAGAAUGGGAGAGUUCCUUUCAAAGUAUCAGCUGGACAAUCGUCCUGUGACGCUGCUACCGCGCGGUCUGACGAACCGCUCCAACUACUGCUACGUGAACGCCAUCCUCCAGGCGCUCAUCGCCUGCCCUCCGUUCUACAACAUGCUGAAAGCCUUGCCCUAUCAGACACGCAGAGGGAAGUCCAGCACUCCUGUCAUUGAUUCCAUGGUGGAGCUUUGCUAUGAGUUCAGUCCACUAGCCAGUUCUGCGCGUCGCGCCCGGGGCGAAGUCGGCGCGGCCGGCGCUGGAGCCCCCGCGGUCCCCGCCGGGCCUCCGCUAGACGGCUCCGCGGGUCUAAGGGUGCUCCGGGCCCUUCGACCGUUCCCGGGCUCGCAGGAGGGCCGCCAGGAGGACGCUGAGGAGUUUCUCGGAUGCUUGCUCAACUCGCUCAAUGAUGAAAUGCUGGAGUUAAUAAAGCUGGUUGAACCUGAAGAACCAAAAGACAACAACAUAACUGCCAAACCAAAUGGUGUUGUUGUACAAGAACAACCAAUUGAAGAGGAUGAUGAUGAUGAUGAAUGGAAGGUAAUGGGUCCACGGAACCGCGGCGCGGUGGAGCGUCGCUGGGCCGCGCGCCGCACGCCCGUCGCAGACAUCUUCCGCGGCCGCACGCGGCUGCGGCUGCACCGCGCGCCGCACCAUGACGUCACCGACGCUGUGCAGCCUUUCUUCACCCUGCAACUCGAUAUUGAGCGCUCAACAACAGUAAAGGACGCUCUAGAACUCCUAGCCGGGAAGGACACACUGGAAGGUGUGUCGGACGCCUGGCAACAACUGUCGCUAGAGCAACUGCCUGUUGUGUUGUUGUUGCACCUCAAAUGCUUCCAACUGGAUGCAGAAGGUCACACCGCUAAGAUCGUCAAGAGCAUGGAUAUACCAAUCGACCUCAAGAUUGAUCCCAAGAUAAUGUCAACAAAGCACACCACAAAACAACGUUUGUACAAGCUGUUUGCUGUGGUAUACCACGAGGGCGUCGAAGCUGUGAAGGGUCAUUACCUGACAGAUACUUUCCAUGGACAAGCGGGAUGGAUCAGAUAUGAUGAUUCAACAGUGACACAAGUCACAGAUGCUCAGGUAUUGAAAUCCAAGCCACCGCGUAUGCCAUACUUGCUGAUGUACCGCAGGCAUGACACGUUACUGCCACACAGAGCGACUGGCAAACCUGAAUGAGACUGUUUUAAACAGCAAUGCUGCCAACGAAGUUUUGUAAACGAGGACGAUAGUGCUGUGACAGUUAGUGUUAAAAGUGAAAGUGACUUUCAAAAGUGAGUUAUUUAUAAGUUAUCUGUGCCUGUCAGUAGUUACUGCACAACGAAUAUGUAAGUAUAUUGUAACGUAAAUAAAUUAAACGUUUAAAUAACUUUAGUGCAGGCUGUAUGUAAUAUAAAAUGCAGAAUAUAUAAAAUAGGCCAUAAGUUUAGAUAAGUUCUGGCCCUGUGACACAUUGCUUGAAUAAGAGAAUGCAAUAGCCACACCUAUCUCAAGUUAUGAAGGUUUUAAGUUUGAUAGCCCAUACACAUACAAUAGGUAAGUAUGGUAGUUAAUUUUGGAAUUUGUUCUUGUGCCAUUUGCUAGAGAUCCUUAAAGUUUAAGUUUUUGUGUUUUUCAAAGGGUUGCCAAGAAGCUAAAUGACUGGUGACUGGGUGCAUGAUUUUUACAAAUAUACUAGCUUUUGCCUACGGCUCCGUCUGCGCUAAAUUCGGGGUAACAAAGAAUCUGUGUUCCGAUUUUUAGCUUCCUACCUUGAAAAUUGCAAAAAGUCCCAUAUAAAAUUUCACCCCCUCUUUUAAGAGGUUGGGGGCAUGUUUUCAAAAAAUAAAAAAGAUGCAGUUUUUUAGUCACAAUUAAUCUGCAUACCAAUUUUUAGCUUUCAACCUUGAAAAUUGCGGAACGCUCCAUACAAACUUCCAUUUUAGGGAAGUUGGGGGUUAGAAAGAGACAAAAAGUAGCCUAUAUCACUCCAUGCUUUCAAAUCUCUCCUCUUAAAAAUAUCACGUAUUGUGUGCCCCCGCUCUCUCACUACCACAUUUUCUCAUGAAAGGAGCAUAUGCUGACAAACUAACUUUCAUAAAAUUAGGUAUAUCUGGCUAUUGCAGGUUUUUAGUCCAUUUUAAUUUAACAGCACAAAAACUGAUUUUUUACCGAAUUAUCAUUUGUUUUUAUAAACUUAUAAUAUAUAUUUUUUUUGACAAUAUUCUAAAUCUACGUCUGUAUAUAAAUAGGAAUACUUGUAAAUAUGUUUUACUUAUUUCUUUUGUAUAGAGUACAAAUUGGGGAAUAUUAAUUUAUACACAUUUUUUUUAGUUUCGCUGGGUAACAUUUUUAAUGGAAUUUAUUUCAAAAAGUCAUGAAAUUUCAAGUUAUUUAUACAAUGAUACGCUUGUAAAUAUUAUUCGAUAAAAAAAACAAGGUUUUCUUUUUAUUUUAUACUACAAUUUGGUUGUUGUGUUGAAAAAUCAUAAUUUUAAAUGUAUAUACAACUGUAAAUUAUCCUAUAAAAAUAUAUUCCAUGUUAUAUUUUUAUCUGGCUCAUUUUUUUUAUAGCUGUAAGUUUUUUGACAAUAUGGAAUUGUAUUAUAAAUAUUAUGAAAAAUUAUAAAAAAAAUUAGUGUUCUAUAUUAAUAUGCAUGAUUCUGGAAUGGUCAGUAACAUUCAUGCAGGAUAAUGAAAAUUAAAAAUUAUAUAAAUUGUGGGAAGUACAAAGAUUUGUAUAUUGUUGUGAUAUGGAUAAGAGGCGCUCGUUUUUUUUAAUAACAAAAAAAGUAUAUUUGACAAUUUAAUUAACUUGAAACAAAAAAAAAUCAAUAAUGUGGCUAUUUUGAAUAUUGUUAUUAGCAAGAUUUGUUGUAUACAUCCUAAAAGAAAUGUAUACAGAAUUUUGUAACAAUUAGUGCAUCAAGAUUCAAAACUUGGAUAUUGGAAUGAAAACAAAAUGAGCGUCUGUUUAUACUAGAUUGCAUUUUAAUAUUGGAAUGUAUGGGAUAGUUAGAAAAAGUGGAACAAUUUGGUAAACAAAACAUUUCGUCCUAGACUUUAGGUUAAGGUUUGUAAGCAUUCCUGUCCACAUAGCAUUGCUUCAUUCUACAACAUGAAUUAAUCUCAGGAACUGCGGAUUCGAAUUAAACUGGUUUUUUUCGUGUUGGAAUUGAAUUGAUUAAGGAAUACCUGUAAUAAAGUUGAUAAACAUACUGACCAAUAGUAACAAAAAAUUUUGUUUUGAAAGCAUUGGUUGUGUGCACUAUGGAAUCGUCCCCCCAAGUAUCCUAGGGGGUGUGAUGCAGACAAAAUAGAAGGCUAAUGUCUGGCCGCUCAGAAACGCGUUUCUGUCAGGUUGUGAUAGGACAAACAUAUUCAAUUACAAUUGCCUCGUUUUUUGCAAUUGAAACAAUGCCCUUCAACAAGCAGGUCGAAGUUAUCACGACCUGUCAAAAACGCAAUCUCUGAGAGGCCGGACUGUGUGAGAUAGGACAAGACAUGCUAUGUGGAUAGUAGUGCUUACACACAGUGUCGGUGCUUGGCCGGACUGAUGGUGUGCUGGAGCGAGUGCCCUUGGUUAAUGUGAUAUGCUAUGAGAAUGGACAACUAACGUGGAUUGUUUAGUUAUAAUAAUUGUUAUAUUGUAAGUGUUAAAGGUAAAAUAGAUUAUAUGUUAUCUCGCCGUUGGCCUCUGGGUGUAUGUUUUUAAUGUUAUUGAAAGAAAAGAAAAAAAAUUAUUAAAGUCACCUCUGAGAUCUGUUCCUAUCUGUUUGAGAUUUUUUUUUACAUACCCACACAAGUGUAACGAAUUUAUCGGCAUAGGUGAAAUACGGCGAUGGCAAUGUGUGUGUCAUUGGAAAACGCCUUUUCUAUAAAUAAUAAAAGACUAAUCCUCAAAAUGAGGUGUUACGAAAGUAAAACACAAACAAUUAUUUUUUUCUAGCUCGUUAGAAAACAUGUUUAACAUGAUUGCAUUAGUUCUAAAAAGAGAAAAAGGAACUCUAGAGAAGACUUUUGUCUAUUAGAAGAAAAUUCCAAUGACAUAUUUCAUUGCUAAAUGUUAGCUGAUCUGCCCUAUCACCUGUUUGUAGGAGUUUUCGACAUGUUAUUUCGUAUUUUAUCUAUUUUGAUGAGCCUCUCUCAGUACAGUCACUUUUCAAUUAUUGAAAUACUUCAGUGUCAAAACAAAAUGGACUUGAUAGUAAUAAAAUUUGAAUUUGAGCAGCAAGAAAUAUUUCUAAGAUUAAAAAUGAAGUACAGAAUGUACGACUUUAUUUCUAGGACAAUAAAGUCCAUAUUUGAUGUUACAGUGUUUUGAUACUCGAAAUUGACUCAUUAAUGUGAGAGAGCUAAUGCUUACUAAUUAUGUGUUUCAAUAAUAUUUUACAUUUAAUAUAAUUGGUGUGUGAUUGAUAUUUUGUAAUAAUUUCUAUUAUGAUAUGACUAGUUGAAGCGUAGCUGCUUUAAAGAUCGCUCUUUAAAAAAAAACUAUUAUGUUUGUAAAGAACAGGGUUGGCACCAAAAAAUGUUUUUAAAUGGCGUCAUUAUAUUUUAUAAUGACCAAAUAUGAGACAAAUAUAGAUUCAUAAAAUAUAGUGUAAAUAAAACCGGCCAAGUGUGAGUGAGCAAGUGUAUUGGAGCCUCCUUAGAUGUUUAAUUUUAUUCUGUUUUUAACCAACUUCAAAAAAGAGAAGGUUCUCAAUUUGAACUGUGUUUUUUUAUGCAUCUACAUCAAUUACUCGAAGACAACUAAACCAAUUUGAAAAAUUAUUACUAUUUUUCAUAAUCAGCAAAAUCAUCUUUGAAAAUUUCCUUUUUCACUAUCACAUUUCAUGAUAUUGUAUUAGUAAUCCUGUUUUAUCCUUUGGGUACAGAACCCUAAAAAGUCACUAAACAGAACUGCUUCAUUAUAAAAUGAGCUGAUCUUGUGUGCCUGCAGAUUAUAAAUUAAUAUACAUAAUAUUUGGUUUUUAUCUAAAAUAAUAAAACACAUUUAAACAUUGGUUUAAAAUUUUAUUGAUUUAAAUUGCCAACCCUGUGAUAGUGAACAAUAUGAUCUCACACUAAAAUAUUGUUAUUUGGGUGUUAAAUUAAAUUAAUAAUUAAAAACCACAUUUUUCAUUUGUAUGUAUGUGUAAGUACUAAAUUAAAUAGAAUUAAUAAAUAAAGGCAAUAUAUAUCAUGGCCUUCUUGAAAUAAAAUAUUUUGCUAGUAACAAAUUAUUCGUAAUAAUAUUAUAACAAUAAAUAAUAAAAAUUGAUAAACAUUUUGUGUUUGCUACUAAAUAGCGCUUUUAUACUUAAGUGUUAAAAAAUGAUCUAAAACGCAAUUUGGUUUUGAGUCCAAUUGUAAAAAAAUAUUAUAUAGUCUUAUAAUUAUAGUCAAUUUAAUAAAAAUACUAUGUAUUAUAAUGAAGAAUUCAUACAAUCAAGUAGGGUGACCUUUGCUUUUCAUUGUAACUUUGAUGGUCGACAGAAAAUUGGAUAUUUAUAUUCGCUUUUCUGGUUUAUGUUAAUGAAAAGAGGUUUUUUUUAUUCUAAAAUAAUAGAUUAGUUGACAUUUUUUUUUAAUGGGUUUAAACAGUUCGUUAUCGUUCUACUAGACUAAAAAAAAUUUUCAUAAUUUUUUGAAAAAUGAUUUCAUAAAAAUAUUAGUUUUUUUAAAUAUUUUUUGACAAUACGAGUCAAAACGCCUGUCGGUCAAUAUUAAUAUUAAUCCCAUACAAAUGGAGCGUUUGUCAAAAAUGUUAGUUAACAAUUUGUUCGAUGUCUAAUACAUCGAGUGUGUUAGUGACGUCACAAAAUGGACGAUAGCGUUUUUGACGUUUGGAAAAUUAAAAAAGUACGUGAUAUUCAAAUUAGUUUUUAAAAGAAAUCCUUAACUUUUAUUAAUUGAUAUCGAUAUAUUUCGGACCAUUAUUCGAUGUACUACACAAAAUUAAUAUUGUUUAUAUAUUAAAUGUGUCAACUACCCUAUUAUUUGUGUAGCCAUGAGCAAUAUAUAGUCAAUUUUUUGCUAGUGUUUAUUUGUAAUUUGUCAGAAUUACAUUGAAAAACAAGUUUACCCAACUUGACUGUAUAGGUUAGUUUUGUAACUUUCUGGUACAGAAUUAUAUAAUAUUAACAUUCUAAGCUUUUUUUUUAUAUGUAUAACUUGGUUGUUAUUCGUUUAAUUUGGAUUUUGGGUAGCUCAUAGCAUAGUUAGUGAUGUAGGCAAUAUUUAUGAAUCAUUAAUUAGUUGAGAGAUAUCAAAUCAUCCCCAUCCAUUUAUCAAUCACCCUAUAAAAUCUGAGCCAAAUAUACAUUUUUAUGGCAAAAUGUGUCAACAUAGUUUUAUUCUUGUUUUACUAUAGUAUAUUUAACACGGUUACAGAGAAAAUCGAAAUAUUAGUCGAAUUAAGAAGAGAAAAUCAUAUCUUAACUUCGUGCGUUCUAAUGGCUCUAUAAACUGUAGCACUAUUUAAAUUACUAGACCUCAGACCAAAUCACCUUUGAAUGGACUUGUAUCUGACUCAAAUUCACAAACAAAAUUGUCUGUCGUUUUUUGAGAGAGUCCAUGUAAACUCACACGUCGAAAAUAUUUAACACCAAUAAAUAUAUCCUGUGUACUUACACUACAAAUAAAUAUAAAUUUAAAUCGAAAUACCCACACAUGUAAUUUUAACAUAAUGAAAAAUUGAUUCUAUAGACUCAGUUUGUAUAAACACGUUAGAUCGUGAUCAUGUACUUUUGACAGAGUGGUAACGUCUAUCGAGGCAUGUCCUAUGGUAAUUGGUCUGAGGGAUAAAACUUCAAUUUAUAACUUGUUUGGUUAAAUUCCAAACAAGUCAAACUUUAGUUUGCUCAAGAUAUAAUAUGAUUACGUUGAUGAUCAUGUUGGUCUAUGUGGGCCACAAUUGGAACCUUUGCAAUCGAGAAUAUUUUCAAAAUUAUUGAUACAUAUUAUACUGUACUGAAACGGUGAUAUAUGUAACACUAACUAAAUUUUCCUAUAGUGAUGUGGUACUUACGUAAAUUCACAGGAUUCAAAUCGCAAAAUCAGUAAUCGCUCGAUAACUUCUAUAGCAACGUUAUUUAUCUCAAUUUCUUGUUUUGUUUUACUAACCGUUGGUAAGAAACUUAAGAUAAAAAAAAUUGCAAAUAGAUCGGCUAUAAUUAGUUAACCGCCCUUAAAAGUAUUCGAUAUCUCUGUUACUAUCUGUUUUAAUGAACUAAUUUUUGUACAUAAAUUAAUUUUUGUUAGUUUUAAAGAAGAAUUUAAGUAUUCAAAAAAUGAAAUUUGUUAUUACUCCAGAAUAAAAUGUAUACAUGUGUAUUUUUGGCUCGGCAGUUUUAUUAAUAUACCCCCAGUGAAAAACGUGAAGAAUUAAUUUGAAGUUUUUUUAAAAAACAAUUAUUUGACAGAUACGAAUUUAAGUGCAAGAUAGUCGUUUGGACAUUUUAAUUUAUUGUUAAUGCACAAAAUGAUGUUAAUUUUAAUUAAUAUUGUUUAUUUCAAUAGUAAUGGUAUUUUCAUGACAGCUGACAUGUUUAGUAUAAGAUUCAGUAAGUCCGUUUUUUAUUGCAAUUGUUAAAAUAUAAGUCAAAAUAUUUUUUUUUGGUUGGUUUAGCUUUUCCAGUUAUGCAUGGUUUACAUUGACUUAUACGCGUUUUAAGCAUUUAUUUUUUCGCUUGGGAAGAGAUCUGAUUGUAACAGUCUCUUAAAAAUUUUGGCUCAAUUUCGGUUCAACUUAUUUUUUUGAAUUGAAAUUUUACAAGAUCAAUCAAAAUUUAAAGGAUUUUUAAUAUUCUGUAUGUAUUUUUGUUGUGCCAAUUUUGGCACAGAUUAUCUCGUCAGUCGGCAUAAUGUGGUCAUCUACAAAGUCCGAUAUAGCAGUUAUUUGAAUUUUAUAAUUUUAAAUUACCAAUAACAUAACAGCAAAUUGACUGAAAUGAUGAGGUACGCCUUAGAAGUUCAAUACAGUCAUUGGUAGACAAUCGAACAUAAAAAAGCAAUAUUUUAAUGGCCACUAUUUUUAAAACAUUAGUGAAGCGUUUUGGUCAUGUAUUAUUAACAAAAAUCUAAGCAAAAAAGAAGUACAAUAAAUAUUUAAAUCGAGUAUAAAAUAAUGUAAACUAAACGCGGCCAAAAGAUUUAUUAAGAGAUAAGGUUUAUUACAGCAAGUUGGUUUUUGAAGGCCUCAUAAUUCAUAGACCCGGCAAAUACCCACUAUGUAUUUCGUUUCUGCUUAAUGGUAGGCGUCCAAAGACCUGUAUUGGAAGCAUCACAUCAAACGGAUUUUUAAUUUUACGGUAGAUAAAAUUCGAUGCGAAUCUGUGGGCGCUUGUCUUUACUAAAAAAAUUCACUCGAAAAUAAAUCAACUGCUUAUUACAAAGUUAAUUACUGUACUUCUAUUGUAUAAUGGAAGUAUCCUUAUGGAAUAGUAAUUUUUACUAAUAUACUGCAAUUUAUAUAGUUAAAGCUUCUUAUUUGCGGUGGAAUACAUUCAUUAUGUAGGUAUUUUGUGGCAAGCGAAAAAAAAGUUUUACUUUAAGUCUAUUCGGCUAUGCUCGUUAGUAAAGUCAACUCGGGACUUGCUAAAAAAGAUGCCAAAUUAUUAUACAGGGUGCUCGGGAGAAUUUCCCAUAACUCAAGGGUUAUAUUCUCUAAGGAAAAAUAAUGUUUAAGGAAUAUGUGUUCUAAAAUGAAUACUUUCAAAGUAAAAAAUAUCUAUUUUGUAAAUAGAUUUUAAAUUGUGUCCCUCAUAAUCGCGUCCACAUACGUAUAUAUAUACCAUAGCCAAACUUAUUCAUCGAUAAAUGUCAUGAAGUACUAGUAAAGUGCGGAGUGUCAGUUGAAAUAUGUCGUCGAUAUCGACAGUUACCACUACGAUUACGUAUUUUAAAAUGUAAGAAGAGAUAAAGGCGUGUGUCACAUGGAUUUGUAUAAAAACAUAAAAAGUUAUGUUUUUAGUUAAUAAAAAUUAUAUACAAGUAUGCAGUUCGACUCCUAUAAGUGGAUUUGUGAACACCUUGAAGUUAUGGGAAAUACUCCAGUGCACCCUGUAUAACAAAACAAGUCAAAUCUGUAAUUACGGUAUAAUCGCGUGCAAAGGAAGCUUUAACUGUAUUAAAAUAUUUUACAUAUUAGUAAUUUUGCUUUGGCGCAAAAUUGACUAAGAUAAAAAGCAAUUUAAAGAUUUGUAAAUAAAAAUAAGCAGUUGACUUGUGUAAAUGACUUAAUAGACCGGCAUUUUAGUAGUAAUUUUUAGAGGCGUUAUUGAAUAUUAAGAGAGCGAAAAUUUUACAUAAAAAUGACGUAAUUUCUUUCUGAAAAAACACAAGGUACCUAUGUACGUUAUUAAUUUACAGGUCCGUAUGAAACAAAUCCUUGUAUUCUUAGUUGAGCUUUUAAAAAGACUGAACGCAAGGCCCCCAAUAUUUAUAUAUACUAUCAGAUUAAAAAAAGCAAAAUAUUCUAACUAUAAAUAUAUAGUCUUUUAGUUCUGUAAGUAUGUUAUGUUGAUACAUAUUUAUUGAUAGAAUGCGGUAUUUUAUGAUCCUAACUUAUGAUCUUAUGGCUGGCUGAUAUUUAUUGUAGAUGAACUGUUGAUGCCUAUUUUCAUCAAACUAUAAGUACUUUUAAUUGCAUACUAAAAGUCCCCGUUGGCAUUUAAAUCACUACGUGGGUACUGUUCAAUUAGUUGGUUCAUUUAUGGCACAAAUGUAAGCAAAAUAAAUGACGGUCCUCUCCCGCGUAUAGGAGAGUCGGGGUAUGACGUCAGAGCCAUUCUUUAUUCAUUAUUAGUCCAGUGAUAAACUGUCAAGUAUACCGUGAAGUCAAAAGACCGCUUAGGGAUGUGGACAGGAGAAAAAUAUCGAUACCAUACCCAUAAUAAUACGAUAUUCUUUUUUCACUGUCCACAUUCCUAACAGCGCUGCAGAUUUGACAGUGUGUGGCUGAAAUUAGCUAUUUCACAGGCAAUCGUUUAGUUUACGCACCUCUUGUCAUGUCAAACGUUGCCUGCCCUGCGUGGGAGAGUACUCAUUUGUGCGAUUUACAUAUAAACAAAUUUACAGAGAACUCUAGAUUAUUUGAUGUAUUUGUAUAUAACGACUACCAAACUGGUUUAUUUUACCUUGACAAUUAUAUUUCAAUAAGUUUAACAACUGUUAAAAUAUUCCUUCCUAUUUGCAGCUAAAGAUUCUGUUUGUCGCCGAUAGGUCGAACCUUAUUGGUCGCUUGCGUAACUGUACUAGCCAAUAGGGUGACGUUGUCAAGUUCAAUAAGUCAAAGCGAAGCUUAACUGGGUCCGCUAGUACUAUGUAUACAUUCUACAAUACAAAAACACUGGAAAUGUAAAAUUUUAGUUUUUAUAAAACUUGUAUUAAAAUUCUACUGAAUUUAAUAUUUUGAAAAUAGGCAUGUCUUUUCCUCAAUUUAUAAUUUUACAAAGUAAAGUUAUAAAUAAGGUUUUAAUUUUCAUAGCCACAUUGUUUCCAUUUCAUUGUAGAUAUAGUUAAUCGUUAUUAAUGUAUAGUUUGUCUUAACAAUUAGUAAAUGUUCCUGAUACAUAUAGCUAAUUAUUAUUAUUUUUAAUUAAUAUUAUCCGAUCAAAAUAGUUGUGAGUGAAAAUGAGGUAUCUAUAAUUAUUUUAAGAUGUCUGCUUUCUGUGUAAAUCGUAAAGCUCAUGUGCCAAUAAAGAUACGAGGUCAAAAACAUUUUGUACGAGUAUACGUAAUCGAUGAAUAUGGUCCUUCGAGCCGGAUAAGUUUCGUGUUUUUAAAUGAUUUUCUAGUUUCAAUAGGACACCAUAAUGCAUAUAGUAUCAUUGGAUAAUAUUAUAUGUAUUAUUUUUAUUAAAAUCGUUUUAUAAGUUUAGAUAAGUUGUAAAACCUUAAUUUUAGAGGAUUUACUUCUGUCUCAUCAUCUUUGUUUGACUUUGUAAUGAUCACUAUCAGGGGCUUAUUUACCACAAGCUCUCAAAUCCGUAGCGAUUCUACAAUGGUACUAUAGGACCCUAGUGGCUAUAGUACCCUGAGGCCUAAUAAGUUUAUCACAGGAUUGUUUCGAUAACGAUGUUGGACGUUAUCGACCAAUUCAUUCACUCAAUCCGUACUAGUUACUGAGAUUACGCACUUAAACGAGAUGGACAGAUAUAUUAUGGAAUCGCUAGGGAUUUAAGAGCUUGUGGUUAUGCCCACACCUUAAUUUUUAUCAACGCUUGUCAGCCCAUGCUUUUUUCAUUUAUGAUUGAUUGUCUAUACAUUGAUCUGUACAUAAUUAACUACAAGGUGUUUUAAGUUUUAAAUGAUUUUUAUGUAAAUUUCAAUUUUUUUAUCUGCAACAUGAGCUAUUCACGAUUUAUACCUACAUAUUUUAUGGACUACAUUUUUACAUUAAUUCUCUUGUACUUUAUUUAAUACUAGCGGACGCCCGCGACUUCGUCCGCGUGAAAGUCGUUGUAAACUUUCAAGUACCCCUAUCCUACCCUACCCAAACCUACCUCUACCCUACCCCUACCCUACCCUAUCCCAACCCUACCCCCUACCCCCACCCUACCCUACCCCUGCCCUACCCCUACCCUACACUACCCAUAUCCUACCCCUACCCUACCCUACCCUACCCCUACCCUACUCAUUAAGGCUGCACUUCUUUAUUUAUUCCUCCCACCGUGAGUCGCGUCGAGCGCGGCAACCGUUACACAAAAAUAAUCCUUAAAGUCCUUAAAGCAUGAAUUAGUAUUCACGCGCAAUGGCUUAGCGUAUUUCAUGUAUAACUUUGGUGUUUCUUUACCGAUUUGUAUGAUUCUUUUUUUAUUAAAUAGGUAAUAAUGUUAUUUUUUUUAAUUAGGGAUGAGUGAUGAGUGUUAUAAACAUAAGAGUCGAGAAAUAUAAUUAGAAAGCUCCGAACUGCUAAGCUAUCGGGAGUUACACGUGUUAUUGUGAGUCAACCAUAAAAGAUAGAUAUAUAUGUGUUAUUGUGUUUUAUAGAUAAUUUUAAGGAGAAUAUUUCCGUCAUACAUGAUUUCUAUGUAGCUUUAAUCAUUAUGGCUGUACACGCGACGGAAGCUUAAAAAAUUGAGUAACUUCUCCCGUUUUCUCAACAUUUCUCUUCACUGCUCUGCUCCUAUUGAUUGUAGCGUAAUGAAAAGUAUACUAUAACCUGCCCAGGAGUAUGUUGAAUAAUUGUACCAAGUUUCAUUAAAAUCCGUCCAGUAGUUUUUGUUUCUAUAAAGAACAUACAGACAGACAGACAGACAGACAGACAGACAGACAAAAAUUUUACUAAUUGCAUUUUUGGCAUCAGUAUCGAUCACUAAUCACCCCCUGAUAGUUAUUUUGGAAAUAUAUUUCAUGUACAGAAUUGACCUCUCUACAGAUUUAUUAUAAGUAUAGAUUUACAAUCAAGACGCAUUGCGACAGUAAAUUUUUGGUGUGAGAGUCUGUAUUGGCCACACUUUUGCCAUUUUGUAAAAGAUACAAAUUCGUUAGCUCAUGCUUCUACUACAGGUAAUUAGGUAGGCAUUUAUGGAGUUUUUUGGCUUUGAGAGGUAGUAGAAUUCAAGGGUCCAGAUCCUCAAUUGUUUAAACAUAAUACGUGGAUUUUAUUAUAUUUUUCACGAGAAAUCGUGUCUUCUAGUGUCGUGUCAACUAGAAAACCUUAAAGUACAUUAAGUCUCUGGCGGGAUUUUUAAAGGGUUGCCAUGAAGGUAAGUGACUGGCGACUGGGGCAAUUGUUUCUCAUAUAUUAUUAUGGCGAGGAAAAUAUAAAAAAAUACGUUGAGGGUCUGGACAUUAUAAUCUGCCACGUCCCAAAGCCACAACGAUCCAAAUUCCAUAGUUGCUUUCCUAUCUUACCUACGACAGGAGUAUGGGCUGACAAUGCUUUUAUGAAAUCAACAAAGUCUUGAUACCACAGACUCUUCAACUACUAAUUGAUAUGUUUUAUAUUUGUUAAAUACGAACUCUGGCUUUACGGCCUUAUUAACCGACUUCAAAAAAAGAGGAGGUUAUCAAUUGAUAACCUGCUCUUUUUUUGAAGUCGUCGAAAUAUAUUAACAAGGAUUAAGUUUUAAACCUCAAUUUUCUUCAACGUAAAGUGGACAUAAAAAUUACUUGUAUAAGGCUCACUUUAAUUUGAAGAAAAUUGCGGUUUCAAUCUUAAUAUUUAUAAAUAUGGCUGAAGUUUAAUUAUUAUCUACCUGGUAUUUUAACUCGCGAUACCUUACGGUAUACAUAAUUGACGGUAAAAAAAAUAAUAUUUUAAAUUCCUUAAGUGGUUUACCGUUUGAAUCUCGUUUAACAGUGCCUUAUAAAUUUAAAUAUAUAAAGUUAUUCAAACUUAAUUUACUAAAUUAAUUAAAUACUACGUUAAAUAUAUUUUUCAACAUUAUUGCAAUAAAGAUUUUGACCUUUUUAAAAAUGCUGCCAUGUUUGAAAUUUUAUUGGUUUUGUCAUUGAUUUUAUUUUGACCAAACUGUCGCCAUGUGACUUGACAUAGUUUAACUGUUAAUAGAACAACAUAAGGUUCGAAUAUUUGAUAAUACACAUGACAACUGUACUAGCGUCCUAAUUAAUAUAUAUCAAGUUAAUUUGAGUAAGACAGUCUUUUUAUAAAAUUAUAAAUAUACUGUGUGCGAUAUAAAGGAUUGGUAAUAUUAGGGCAGAAUGCGACUCUAGAAUUUGCAAAAAAAUAUUAAAUUACUCUUUUUUUUUUUGUACAUUAUUUGUAUAAUCCAAUAUCCAAGCGCAUUACCAGCAAUUACACUAUUUUUCGCGUCUGCCCUAAUUACUGCAAGUCUGCUGCACUCUAUAUAUUUCUAGUCUAAAUUAAAUUCAAAAUAUAUUAUGCAAUGAAAAAUAUCGACGAAAAGACUAUGAAAUCUAAAAUUAUACGAAAUAGCUGUAAAUUAUAUGUGCAAUAGCAAAUAAUUAUUAUCAUUAACUAUUAUUACUUUUUUUUUUAAUGAGAGGUUCUCUAUUUAAGUUACGUUUAAUUUUAGUUUUUAAGAUCCAAGGCUGUAUUAAAAAAUGGAGUGUUUCCCAAUGUUUGUAAUCGAGUAUUUUAUUCAGUACAGAACUGUAACUUGGAACUAAAAAGGUCCUACAUCAUUAUUUUACUCGUGUUUUAGUGAACUGCAUAGUUUCAAUAAUAUACUCAGAGGCACAAUUAUCCGCCCACUUUAAUUUGCACGAGUAUAUUAUAGUGGGGGCGGAUAAGUGUGCCUCUGUGUAUAUGUACUUUACUAUUAAAAUGGGUGCGUUAGACGAAUAUUAUAAUUUAUUUUUUGAAUAUGAAAUUGAUAUCAUUCAUUUUACAUGAAGCAAAAUGGAGUUAUCUCUAGCAGGUAUAUAAUAAGUUUAUGACUUAUUAUCAAAAACGCAUCAAACAAAACAUGAUUUGUAAAUUGUUUUAACAAUUUCAUUUGGUCAUUUAAAUGAUAUGAAUAUUUCUAUUGUGUGUCAUCCGGUAUUUAUUUUGUUUAUAUUUUUUAUAUUAUGAAUUUUGUAAAAAUCAAUACCUACGAGUUACAGUUCUUAUAAUGGAUUAUGGUUUUCUUUUUACCUAUAAUUUUGAACGUGUAAAUAGUUACUACUGAUUGUGACGGACUAAGCGACAAGAUCAAAGAGAAUAUUAAUAUUUAAUGUCUGGUUCAAUCAGAUUCCUACGUUGUUGAAGUGGAUAUAUGUGUGUGUGACUAAUUAUUAUAAAAUAACCCUUUAUUUUGGUUACAAAUUGGUGUUAUGAAAAUUUUGUGAAUAAAACAUGGUGUCAUUCUGAA